UUCCGGGUGCAGAUUGGCGUCUCAACAUGAUGAUGUUGCCGAAGGAUGGGAUUGCCACACUACGGUGUCCUUGUAGCAGAGGUGUAAUGAGAAUCUCUCAGAUGGUUUUCGUUCUGUGUGGAUUACUUGCUCGUGUUGGGUGCCAGCCGUACGAAAUCACUGAAAUACGACUGAUGGACGGACCUCCUGACGCGCCCAACUCCGGCCGAGUGGAGGUCCUCCACGAAAGCACGGGAGACUGGCUAAACGUGUGUGACGUGAACUACUGGGGAGACAACGACGGUACGGUAGCGUGCCGUCAGCUAGGCUUCCCGGGAUUCUCACGGGCUAGACGGACCUCGUAUUACGGCGAAGGAACCAACAACGGCUCGGUGGGCGGAAUCGGGUGCAGUGGAGAUGAGGACAGCCUUGGACAAUGCACUCAUCAACCCGUGAAGGAAACCGAGGGCUGCAACGGCCGAGUUGCCGGGUUGAUAUGUACAGUGCCCGGUUUUCUUGGAUGUUUCACCGACGACAGGAACAACCGCGUGUUCUCCGAAAUGCGCCUCACAGCAGCCAACAUGACCAUCAGCCUGUGUCUUGACCGGUGUCGCCGUCAGGGGGCGCGCUAUGCAGGGCUGGAGAACCGGCGGGAUUGCUAUUGCGGGGCCGAGGGCACGCAGAUUGAUAUCUACGGCCGGCUGCGUGACCGGGACUGCAAGAGCGAUUGCCUGGGGAACCCCGACGAAAUUUGUGGCGGUGGAGGGAAACUGUCCAUCUACGACCUGACGCUGGGCUACUGCAUGGACCCAGGGACCCCGGCUAACGGCGGUCGUCGGCCGGCAGAUGGAGACGCGUUUCACUACGGCGUAAAUGUCACCUUCUUCUGCGAUGACGGUUUUGAGCUCGUGGGGUCGGACUCGGCGAGAUGUGUGCUGGGUGAUUCGCCGCAGGAGGUUCGCUGGGAUGAACCCAUGCCACAGUGCAGAUCUUUGUCGGUAUCAACGACUCCAGACCCGGGGCUAGUAGACGACAUGCUAAGCAGUGGCCAGGGCGCAGGAACAACUGCUGGGAUAGUAGUGGCGUGCGUCGUGGUGUUCGUUCUUGUUGCAAUCCUCGUAAUUCUUUUCAUACGAAAAAGGAGGCGGACGCUUGACAGGAACGCAAACAGGACCCCGGGGGAUAAGCACGGUAACGCCUACUCCGAGCCGGACCCCGCGUCAAGGUACCAAACCUCCCCGGGCACGACAAGCGCCAACAGCGAGUACCAAGACCUGACCCUACCGUCCAACGACGCGGAGGGACCUUAUACCUCGCUGCGGAAGCCCGCUCAACAUCGUACUUCCGAGAAGGAGAUCCCGGAGUACCUGGAGUUGUACGCCGAAGGUAUCAACCCCCUCAAGGAGCAGCAAGGAGGCAAGCCACCGAAACUCGCUCUGGCCAGCGGGGCUGGCGCGGGCAAGAUGCCCGCCGCGGCACGGCAGAAGGCCUCACGGACCGGCAAGGCUCGCCUGCCGAGUCCGGAGGUGCAUGAGAACGAGUAUUCCUACGUGGACGCAUCAAGGUUUAGCAGCAACUCCCAGGGACUAGGGGCAGGCAAGCCCCAAGAUGCUAGGCCACAACAAUCCCAAGAGUACGCUGAAGCAGAUUCCGUGUAUUACAGUGUACCACCUGAUGCGCGAUAAUGGAUCAAUAAAAAAGGUCUGAAGAAUGGAAGCACAUAGGGCGCAAUAUUUAUCUGCACCCUCGUAGUGUCUUACUUGUUAAAACGCAGCAAAACAGGAAUAGUAUUAGCCUAUUUGAGGUAUGGUGGACACAAUAAUGAGGGCGCUGUUUGAUUUGGGUAAACUCUUUUGUACUUACCCAAACCAAACAGCGCCCUCUUAUCAAUGUGGCGGCCAUACCUCAAGUAGGCUAAUGGUACUGGUGUAAACUCAGGAUUAAGUCUAAAACCCCGACUCUUUGACAGGAAAAAAACUGGAACAGUGAUAAGGGAUACAUAACUACAUGAGUCCUUAUCACAUUGUGUUCCCAUUCCCAGUUUCUGAUCUGACUGAUAAUAAUGUCACCGAACUUUCUGUUCGGUUAACCGACAUGUUUGGUCCAAGUUCCUGAGUAACAAGAAAUGUACAGGAAACCUAAACCACCAUUUUUUUGGUCGAAUCAGCCUUUGCAGUUUAGUGGUAAAUUUUCCAUUACGCAGUACUCGUUUUUCUUUGAAACAAACUUUUUUUUCCGAGCAAGCAUCGACCUGAACUUUUGGGGGAAAAAAACCUACUCUUUCAAACUUUUAUUUCAAAAUAUAAUAGUAAAAGGUUCUUUGCAAGUAUAAAAUGUAUAGUGUUAUUAAAUGGUUUGAUAUUGUUACUCCCUUUCAAAAGUUUAGUCGUUUUUAAUAUGUUUCUAUUUUAAUACAUUUCUACUGUUUUUAAGGAGGUUUUGGGCAGAUACGCUGUAUAUCAUAUACUAGGAUGUGGUCUUCGUUGUUACGUCUGGUCCAAAAAGAUUGCAUUGUGUACAUUUUGUUAUUGGUAAUGUUCAAAUUCGAAGUAUUUACAUAAUGAUAGCUUUAAUAAACAUCACAGUAUAUUGCUUGUUCUUAAUUUAAAUUCAGCACAAAGUAUUUUGUACACAUAGAAAACUGUUUUCGGUCAAACAUGAAAUUUACUGCAAUGGAAUUCAGCCUGCAAUAUUUAGAAUACUGUAUCGUCAUUAACCAUGUAUCUGCGCUGUUUUACCCGAUGUAUCGUCUUUUUUCAUGGUAAAAAAACUACAUGAAAGACAAAUUUAAAAAAAAAUGUAUAUUUUGUUUUACUCGCUUCAAUUUGAGGGCGCUCUCUUAUAAUCAGCCAUUGUAACCCGAAAAUGACGACUAUGAAUUGUAUAAUUAGAACCCGAAAGUUGUAUUUACAAAAUAAACAGAACAAACGAUGUAUUAAUGGGA
Messenger RNA from Patiria miniata (bat star), 2923 nucleotides. RefSeq lists its product as uncharacterized. Gene Ontology annotation, cellular component: membrane. The record is from RefSeq and is a predicted model, not a curated record. Lineage: Eukaryota; Metazoa; Echinodermata; Asteroidea; Valvatida; Asterinidae. The transcript has 8 exons. Bases 27 to 1664 code for a protein of 545 amino acids.